AUGGUCCUCUUGGCUUCAGCUACGGCCAGCAAUGAUGAUGAGCGGCUGAACAUGUUCGUGCGCCGCUUCGAGCCCGUGUACUACGACCCAGAGCUGGUGCACCGCAACCACGUGCGGGCAAAACGUUCCAUCGAAGACGGCGGGAGUGGCCACGUGCACGUGCAGAUACGCAGCACUAAACGGUUGCUCAACUUGCAUCUUUCUGCCGACGCGUCCGUGUUCCACGAGGAUCUCAUUGUCGAAUCGUCUACGGAAGGAAUUGUCACCGUCGAUACCAGCCAUAUCUACAAGGGACACAUUAUCGGCCAACCACGCAGCCGGGUUUUCGGCUCUCUGCACCGUGGUGUGUUCGAAGGCAGCAUCGACACCGGCUCGGGCGACAGCCUUUACGUGGAGCGGGCCAGGAAGUUUUUCAACGACACCCGCCCUUACCACUCGGUGCUCUACUCGAGCGCUGACGUCGAGAUCCCCACGGUGGCUGAAGGAGGCAGCGGCCGCUGGUGCGGGUUGCACGGCAGCACCGAGCACUGGAUGAAGGAUAUGCUACGCAGAUACCGUCGCGCUUCGCCUCCUGAGCCUCACCUCGCUCAUGGUCGCGUGGGCCGAAAAUUGCACGCCGUUACCAAAGCAAGUUACAACGACGAAAGUGACACAAACGACGCUGACAAAAUUGGAAUAAGUCAGGCUGAUGACGGCGACGACGAAAGGCGAGAAAACACCACUGCGAAAGACGGCGAGCGAGUCGUCGGAGAACGACGCGACGCCACCGAUAAGACGGAGCGGGAAAACCUGGACGAUUCCGAAGACGAGGUAGACACGCUGAAGGCUCCGAGACCCAAGGGGAGGAGACCCAGCCGACGGCGGGCAGACUCACGGUCGCGUCGCGUAUGCAACUUGGAAAUCAUCGUCGACAACACGCUCGCCGAGAGCGUCUUGGAGGAGACCUCAACGCUGGCACCGGCGCGGGAGAUCAUCGCGUCCAUCAUCGCCCACAUCGUGGACAAGGUGAACGCCAUCUACGGCGACACAAACUUUGGCGGCAUCGAAGACAUCAACUUCGUCGUGCAACACAUCAUGAUUGCUGAGCCCGGCGACUGUGUGGGCUACAAGGCCAAGCAGGACCCGCUGUGCAGCACGUCCCUGGACGCGCCGCACCUGCUGUACCUUUCGUCACUGACCCGACACGAUGACUACUGCCUCUCGUACAGGCUCAACUACCGGGACUUCGCGGACGGCACGCUGGGGCUUGCGUGGAUUGCCAGCGACGAAAUUGCCUCUGGCGGCAUCUGUGAGCGGUUCCGGACUUCCGUGGAGCUGGACCCCGGCAGUGGCCAAUACAAGCAGGCCAAGUUGAGCCUUAACACUGGCAUCACCACGCUCAUCAACCACAAGCAGUACGUGGGGCUACCCAUAGGGGCACUCACACUCGCGCACGAGAUUGGCCACAGCUUCGGAUCGCCCCCACGAUGUGCCACUCCGUACCUCUGCCACCAUUGCCGACCUCCUUUGCCUUCACAGCACGACAAAGGGAGUAUCUGCGAACCCGAGGGCGCCGCGGGCAAGUUCCUGAUGUACGAGUCGGCGACCAAGGGGGACAGGCCGAACAACGGCCGCUUCUCGCCCUGCAGCAUCGGCAACAUCAGCGCGAUCCUAGUGCCAGUCUUCAAGGGACAGAGCACGCGCGAGAACUGCUUCCAGAGGCACAGCGGUCCCGUGUGCGGAAACCGGAUCGUGGAGGGCAACGAGGAGUGCGACUGCGGUCUCAACGAGGCCGAGUGCACGGACAAGUGCUGCUACCCGCGUCACGCGCAGAACAAGUCGCUCUCCUGCCGCCUCAAGCCGUUUGCGCAGUGCAGCAGGGCCGAGUGUCCUAAGGCGCCAGCCAAGCCCAACAUGACGGCGUGCAACAAGAACACGCAGGUGUGCCUCUCAGGACAGUGCAUGGGCUCCAUAUGCCAGAAGUACGGACUUGAGGAGUGCUUCCGCAGCGCCAAGGGGCUGAGCUUCGACGAGCAGUGCCUCCUCACCUGUCAGGCACGGGAUGUGCUGCGCCUCAUCGCGUAA
Molecule: messenger RNA, 2064 nt
Organism: Dermacentor andersoni
Lineage: Eukaryota; Metazoa; Arthropoda; Arachnida; Ixodida; Ixodidae
Product: disintegrin and metalloproteinase domain-containing protein 10-like
Biological process (GO): membrane protein ectodomain proteolysis; Notch signaling pathway
Cellular component (GO): plasma membrane
Molecular function (GO): metalloendopeptidase activity
Source: RefSeq, a predicted model, not a curated record